AAAAAAAAAAAAUAAUCCGACCUAAUAGAGAAAACCAACAAAGAAAAUCCCAAAAACGAUGUCGUUCCGCCUGAGCAACAACCUACUCGGUAUCCUCAACUUCGUAACCUUCCUCCUCUCGAUCCCCAUCCUCGUAGCCGGCAUCUGGCUCAGCCGUAAAGCCAUAACUGAAUGCGAACGUUUUAUCGACAAACCCAUCAUCAUCGUCGGAGUUUUCCUCAUGGUAGUCUCAUUGGCUGGAUUCGUCGGCGCAUGCUGUCACGUGAAAUGGUUGCUCUGGCUUUACCUCGUCGUUAUGUUCAUCCUCAUCGUGCUCGGCAUUGCCGGCACGAUUUUCGCUUUCGUGGUAACAAAUAAAGGGGCGGGAAGGGUCUUGUCAGGGAAAGGGUAUAAGGAAUACCGGUUGGGGGAUUAUUCGAAUUGGUUGCAAAAGAGGGUUAGUGAUGAGAAUAAUUGGUUUAAGAUUAAGAGCUGUUUGGUUGAUAGUAAAGUUUGCAGUGAUUUUCAUAACCAGCAUAUGAAUGAGAGUGUAACAGAGUUUUAUAAGGUGCAUUUGUCUGCCAUACAGUCCGGUUGUUGUAAGCCAUCAAACGACUGUCAAUUCACCUUCCUAGGACCAACAAACUGGACCAAAGGCAAUGGUGUCUUCAUCAACAACACCGAUUGCAAUACAUGGAGCAAUGAUUUGGGCACAUUAUGUUUCGAUUGCCAUGCAUGUAAAGCUGGUUUUAUAGACAACCUAAGGAGUUCUUGGAAGAAAGUAAUGGUGGUCAACAUUAUCUUCCUAGUUUGCCUCAUCAUUGUCUACUCUGUCGGUUGCUGUGCUUUCAGUAACAGUAGGAAAAGCAAGUCUUGAGGACACUAAGGCUUAUUUCUUUGUUUCUUUUUUGUUCAUAGUAUUUUGAAUUUGGGGUCAGAAAUUAGGGUUUUAGUUUGUUGGGUUUUUGCUUUUGUUUUCUACUUGUGUUUUGCAACUUCGGAUU
This is a messenger RNA of Gossypium raimondii (Peruvian cotton), 983 nucleotides long. RefSeq names its product tetraspanin-7. Gene Ontology annotation, cellular component: plasmodesma; plasma membrane. Gene Ontology annotation, biological process: auxin-activated signaling pathway. Lineage: Eukaryota; Viridiplantae; Streptophyta; Magnoliopsida; Malvales; Malvaceae. The coding region runs from base 59 to 856 and encodes 265 amino acids. The transcript has 2 exons. The record is from RefSeq and is a predicted model, not a curated record.